AUGUCCGCUGCUGAGGAGGCCAAGCAGCGCGGUAACGAGCUUUUCAAGAGCGGAAAGUUUCGUGAUGCCAUCAAUGCCUACACGGAGGCAAUUUCGCACGAUACCAGCAAUGCUGUGCUUCUGCUGAACCGCUCAGCGGCCUACAUGGCGCUAGGUGACUACAAGCGUGCGUUGGCAGACAGCGAGAAGGCCGUGCAGAUGCAGGCGCCAGAGCCCAGUGCGAAGGCUUUGCUGCGUAUGGCCAAGUGCCUGCUAGGUCUAGGCCGUCAUAAAGAUGCUGUAGCCGCCUUGCAGCCUAUGCUCUCGACGCACGCAGGCACGAGUGCCGAGCAAGCGCAGGCGAACGAAGUGCAGGAUCUCGCCCAACAGAUGGAGCGACAUCUUGUUACGUUGGAGGCGUACAAGAAGGAAAAGAACUGGACGUUGGCGAGUAUCGCCUUGGACCAAGCGCAGGGCGUGAUGAAACUGACCGACGCUUCAUCGCCGCAUGACUGGCAGCUGCUGCGAGCGAUGCUGAUGCUUCAGCGUGGCCAGUUGACGCAAGCGCAUUCGCUCGCGAUGGACAUGUACCGAGCGAAUCCUUCCGAUACGGACGCGCUGCUGCUCGGCGCGCGUGUGACGCUUGCGAACAAUGACGUCGCAAAGGCCGUGCAGCAAGCGCAGGCCGCGCUACGUUCCGAUCCUGAUCGAUCAGACGCCAAGAUCUUCCUCCGCAAAUGCAAGCAGCUAGCAUCGUUGAAAGAUGAGGCGAACAAUGCGUUUAAGGCGAACCAGUCGGAAGAGGCCCUAGCCAAGUAUGCACAAAUCCUGGAACUGGCCGACCAGGACAAGGAGACGGAUGGCGAGGCAAAGAAGUUCAAAGCAGUGAUCUACUCGAACCGCGCUAUCCUUUUGAGCAAGCUUUCGCGAUACCAAGAGUCUAUCCAUGACUGUACCAAGGCGCUGCAGCUCGAUCCAGGCUUCGUCAAGCCGCUCAAAACUCGUGCGCGUGCGUACCAGUCGAGCGAGCAGUACGAAGAAGCUGUGCGUGACUUUAAGCGCGCGGUGGACGAGAGUGUUGGUACGGCUGAGCAUGAUGCGCUGCGCCGCGAAUGCCGUCGGUGCGAAGUGGAGCUGAAGCGCAGCAAGAAGGUGGACUAUUACAAGAUUCUUGGCGUGCCCAAGACGGCGACCGAGACAGAAAUCAAAAAGGCGUUCCGCAAAGAGUCGCUUAAGCACCACCCUGAUAAGGGCGGCGACGAAGAAAAGUUUAAGAUGUGCAAUGAAGCGUAUUCUAUUCUCUCUGAUGAACAAAAGCGUCGUCGAUACGACUCAGGUGUCGAUGAUAUGGACGACAUGGAUAUGGGUGGCGGCAUGGGCGGCUUCAGUGGCUUCGGCGGUAUGGGCGGUAUGCAUGGCGUCAACUUGGCCGACUUGUUUGGUGCGCAGUUCGCCAACUUUGACAUGGGCGGCAGCGCCAGCGGCGGCAGCCAUACCUAUACCCACCACCAUCAUUACGCGCCAGGCUCCGGCUUCCGAUUCGGCUAA
Messenger RNA from Malassezia pachydermatis, 1527 nucleotides. Its product is annotated as tpr-like protein. The transcript has a single exon. Gene Ontology annotation, molecular function: protein binding. The record is from RefSeq and is a predicted model, not a curated record. Bases 1 to 1527 code for a protein of 508 amino acids. Lineage: Eukaryota; Fungi; Basidiomycota; Malasseziomycetes; Malasseziales; Malasseziaceae.